Messenger RNA from Zingiber officinale, 447 nucleotides. RefSeq lists its product as uncharacterized. The transcript has a single exon. Lineage: Eukaryota; Viridiplantae; Streptophyta; Magnoliopsida; Zingiberales; Zingiberaceae. Bases 1 to 447 code for a protein of 148 amino acids. The record is from RefSeq and is a predicted model, not a curated record.
AUGGCAUUGCAAUUAGCUGACCAUUCAUGCAGAUACCCAAUGAAAAUAGUGGAAGAUGUGCCAGUUGAAGUGGGUGGAUGUAUAGUUCCUACAAAUUUCAUUAUCUUGGAUAUGGAGGAAGACCCCACGAUACCGAUCAUCCUAGGAAGACCAUUCCUUGCCACGGCUGGAGCCAUCAUCGAUGUAAAAAACCACAGUCUAUCCUUGGAGAUGGGCAAAGAAAAGAUCGAGUUUGAUUUAUCUGAUUCCUCCAUCUGUAACCCCUCUUCUCAGGGAAAUUCUCGCAAGAUCAGCAUACACAAAGUGGAGGAGUGCAAUUUCCAUGAGAGUUCCCCUCCAGCAAGCAACAAGAAAUAUAUUUGUCCUGCUCGAGCGAAACUGAAGACGCAAACUGGAGCAUUAACCCUAGGAGGAGGGUCGUCCUUCCACGGGUUUAGUCCGCAUUAA